Pelagomonas calceolata is the source of this 443-nucleotide messenger RNA. The record is from the annotation of a GenBank genome assembly. NCBI's taxonomy places the organism in Eukaryota, Pelagophyceae, Pelagomonadales, Pelagomonadaceae.
UGUGUCGUCACGCGCCUCCUGCAGCCCACGGAAGCCCGCGUCCGCCGCGAGAAGUCGCUCACACACUCAUAACAAAGGGGGCAGCCCGCUACGCCAUCGCUGCGGGCGAUGGCGCCGCCCCCCGGCCAGACGAACCGGGACACUUCUGCCGCGGACCACACGACCUGCUUCUACUGCCACCAGCAGCUGAUCCUCGUGAGUCAUAAAGUUAUUGUCUCCCGCGACGCCCAUGGUUGUUCCAUACGCAUCUGCGAGCCCUGCGAGAAGGAGGCGCGGCGCCGGCGUCCCGGCCGUCCCUUCUUUUUGCGGUCGCGGCGGCGGCGCACGGGGACGCGGUCGCUUCCACCACAUAGGUCAAGGUCGAGAAGAAAGAUGAGGGUAUUGAGGCCAUGCGCAAGCUCAUGGGCGGCGCCGCGGACGAGGAGGAGGAAGAGGGUAACUAA